Molecule: messenger RNA, 1971 nt
Organism: Geosmithia morbida
Lineage: Eukaryota; Fungi; Ascomycota; Sordariomycetes; Hypocreales; Bionectriaceae
Product: Phenol hydroxylase, C-terminal dimerization domain
Exons: 4
Coding region: 1-1971 (656 amino acids)
Molecular function (GO): FAD binding
Source: RefSeq, a predicted model, not a curated record
AUGUCUUCGGCAACUGCCUUGCCAGAUGGCGUGUCAUACUAUGAUAUAGUCAUCGUCGGCGCUGGUCCCUUUGGCCUCAUGCUAUCAACCUGCCUCGCUCGCUGGGGCUACAAGGUGAAGCACAUUGAUAACCGGCCAGCACCCACAGCCACAGGACGCGCCGACGGAAUCCAACCGCGAUCCCUCGAUCUCCUGCGUAACAUGGGCCUCAAGAGCGCCAUAAUGGACCACAAGCCCGCCCGCGUCUAUGAGGUGGCCUUCUGGGACCCCUCGGCCGCCGGCAAGGGCAUCACUAGGACGGGCACCUGGGCUAGCUGCCCGUCAUUCAUCGACGCCCGAUAUCCCUUUACUACCCUCCUACAUCAGGGUCACAUUGAGAGAGCCUUUAUCGACGACCUGGCUAAGAAUGGCGUCCAUAUCCAGCGCCCCUGGACAAUCACGGAUUUUUCGACAGAUGCAGCGUCCAACGGCCCGGACUUCCCCGUCUCGGUAGACAUUGCAAACGUCGAUGGGUCUGCUACUGAAAAGAUUCGCGCGCGUUAUCUCUUUGGUGCUGAGGGAUCCAGGUCGUUUGUGAGGGAGAAACUCGGUAUUGCAAUCCGUCACAAGGACCCUAUCUCCCAUGUCUGGGGUGUCAUGGACGGAAUUGUCGAUACCGACUUUCCCGAUAUCAAGAUGAAAUGCACCAUUCACAGCGACCACGGCUCCAUCAUGGUCAUUCCCCGCGAAGAUGACAUGGUUCGUCUGUAUAUCCAAUUGGCGUCUUCGUCGGACGACGACUGGGAUCCCAGGAAGACGGCAUCGGAGAAGGAGGUUCAGGAGAUGGCCAAGAAGAUCAUGAGGCCCUACACUAUCGAGUGGGAGCGCGUCGAGUGGUUCUCGGUAUACCCCAUCGGACAGGGUAUUGCAGAUCGGUAUACACUAGACAGGCGAGUCUUUCUUGGCGGUGAUGCAUGCCACACACACAGCCCCAAAGCUGGUCAAGGUAUGAAUACGGCCUUUUUGGAUGCACUGAACCUGGCAUGGAAGAUUCACGCCGUAGAACGUGGGUUCGCACGACCCGAGCUCCUGGAGACGUAUGAGCCGGAGCGGCGGAGCACGGCGGAGAAGCUCCUCGACUUCGACAGCCGAUACGCGAAGCUGUUCUCGCAGCGCAUCCCCGCAGCAGAAGAGGUGCAGGCGGCGUCGGAGAACCACGGGACUGAGGCGGCACAUCACGAUAACCCGUUUGUCAAGACGUUCAAGGAGUCGUGCAAAUUCACGAGCGGGUACGGCGUGUACUACGAAGCCAACUCGAUCAACUGGUCACCGUCGCACCCCGCUCGGUCGCCGCUUAUCCACGACCCCCAACGCACCGGCGCCCGCCUGGAGACGGGCCACCUGUUUGCCAACUCGGACGUGACGCGCGUGGCCGACGCCAACGUCGUGCACCUGGAGCAGGAGGUGCCGAUGAACGGGUCGUUCCGCAUCUUCAUUUUUGGCGGGAAGCCCAGGCUGACGUGGACGGCCCUACGCGACCUGGCCGACGGCAUCGCCUCGCGCUCCUCCUUCUACACGUCCUACCUCCGCAGCGACAUUGACGACGUCUCCCACCGCGAGCAGCACAACCCCCACAGCCAGUUCUUCACCGUAUGCACCGUCUUUGCCGCCCGACGUUCAACCAUAGAAAUCUCCCGAGACGUUCCUGGUGUCCUGGGACGCUACCGUCAGCACGUCUACGCUGAUGACCUCCACGAUGACCACGUCCCCGAGUCUGAGGCACCCGCUCAUGCAAAGAUGGGUUUCAGCCAGGAUACGGGCGGAGUUGUCGUCGUCAGGCCGGAUGGAUACGUGGGUAUCAUGGUCGAUCUUGUCGAGGGAACCGGCACUGUUGACGCCCUCAACGAGUACUUCUCUGCCUUUUGUACAAAGCCACUGGGUGGACGGGCCACUCCUGUAAGGAAUACUGGCAGUGUUGAAGCUCGACUAUAA